Messenger RNA from Gadus macrocephalus (Pacific cod), 965 nucleotides. It is a transcript of the gene adm2b, whose product is annotated as adrenomedullin 2b. Gene Ontology annotation, cellular component: extracellular region. The record is from RefSeq and is a predicted model, not a curated record. Gene Ontology annotation, biological process: positive regulation of heart rate; adenylate cyclase-activating G protein-coupled receptor signaling pathway; regulation of systemic arterial blood pressure. Lineage: Eukaryota; Metazoa; Chordata; Actinopteri; Gadiformes; Gadidae. Gene Ontology annotation, molecular function: hormone activity.
UCUGGAUUCGGGUCGUUCCUCGAGAGCGAUGAACGUCGGAUAUAACUGCGUUUUGUGACUUAAUUUUUAGCAGCGAGAGGUUAUUUGCACAGACUGCAUGCUCAGACCAGAUCAACGUAGGCUUAUGCCUCUGUAGGAUGCUGUUGUGAUUUCACUAUUGAACUACGGAGUCGUUGUGGAACUUUACGCUCAUCAUUAAUAGGAUUUCACCCCGUUUCUGUUCAUUUCAGCAUUUUUCUUAAUUUAAGUUGACAUCUUUUUUGGGACAUCUUUCACUGUCUGAUCGUCUGGGGAUCAGGUUUGCGCUGCGGAUCGAGCGUCCAGGUGCACUGCGAUGCGUCCAUUCCAACCUGCGUGCUGGUGCCUCAUCAUCAUCCUGUCUGUGGACGUCCAGCCCCGCCAUAUGACGCUGACCAACAUGGUGCACGGACACAGGCUGAUCUCGAGUUUAUCCGAAGUUCGUGGUGGCUUACAUCGCACGGUUGCCCCCGACAACACCGCCAGCCAACCAGAGGAAGGCGUGGCGCGGAGGACCCCGGCGCCCGGCGAGGCCCCGGUGAGGCUGUCCGAAGCGGCGCCUGAACAGAACGACCGUGUCCCCGAGGGGGGCCCGGGGACCCCGAGGCGGGGUCCCCGGGCCCGUCGCCAUGCCAACCACGCGGUGGGGAGGAGCCACGUGCAUCUGAUGAGGGUCGGCUGUGUCCUGGGCACCUGUCUCCAGAACCUCAGCCAUCGGCUCCAUCAGCUGAUUGGACGGAGGGGGAGAGAAGACUCCUCCCCCAUCAACCCACGCAGCCCGCACAGCUACGGAUAGCCGCGCGGCUCGUGGCGGCGCCACCGCCGCCACGGAGGACCGUCCAAGGCCAAACCCUUAGCCAGACUCCGGUAGAUCAUUUGUCCUUUUAUCCAAAGCAACCGUUUUCUAGAGACACAGGUCCUUUAGGCGUGGGCCGCGGUGGAGGCCU